Molecule: messenger RNA, 510 nt
Organism: Anolis sagrei ordinatus
Lineage: Eukaryota; Metazoa; Chordata; Lepidosauria; Squamata; Anolidae
Product: IQ domain-containing protein F2-like
Molecular function (GO): calmodulin binding
Source: RefSeq, a predicted model, not a curated record
AUGGAAAUCCAUUGGGGUAAGAUCUGUCCACCUAAAAAAAAACCUGACGUUACCCCUAAUCCAGAUGAAGCUCCAAGUGCAGCUCCAAGUGCAGCUCCAAGUGCAGCUCCAAGUGCAGCUCCAAGUGCAGAAGAUGACCAACAAAUUAAGGCUGCUGUUAACAUUCAAAAAUGGUGGCGUGGCUUACUGGUUCGGCGUAGCCUGAAGUUAGCCGCAAACUGUGCAUUGGUAAUCCAGAGAUGGUGGCGCAAGACACUGCACCAUGCACAGGAGAAGAGAAGGAUAAAGGCCUUGGUGAUGUACAUUUGGCCCGAGAAGUCUACUGUUCUCUUACAGUCAUUGUUUAGGAUGUGGCUUAUGAAAACAAGAUACAAGAAGUAUCAAAAGGCGGCCCAUGUCAUCCAAAACCACUGGCGGAAUUACUGCUUCGUGAAAGCAUCCAGCAUUUAUUCUCUCAACAACCUGGCACAUGAAGGCAUAGAUUUGAACAUUGAAAUUGUUGUUGGGUAA